AAAUUGAAAAAAAAUUCCCUUGUUCUUUGUAGAUUGGGGAAAUCUCCAAAAAAUUACAAUUUUUAAAACUGUAAAUGUUGACAUUUUUUUUUCUUAUAACUGCCAUAACCAAAAAAUCCCAGCAUAGGGGGGUCGCGGCACAGUGGUGACAUGGCAUAGUUGGAUCAAGUAUAAUGAUAUUUGACAGUGAUUAAAAUCACUAUUAUCAAAAAAAACGCUUCGAUGCAAAUCUUAAUAUAGUUUUUAAUUUUAAAAAAUUGGUGGAUUAUUCCAAAAGCUACAUGAUCUGCUAUUUCCUUAUUAAUAUCCUGAUUAAGAUAAAGUAUGUCGAAUGUAAAAGGGAUUAAAAAAUAUUAUAUCAUAAAAAAAUUGGUAUUGAUCCAUACAUUUUUUAUAAAGUUAUAGCAUUUUAAAGUAAAAUAUAAAAUCGAGAAUUUUUACACAAAAAUAACAUUCGAUAGCCAUUUUCACCGUGAAGACAAAAUAAAGUCCAAAUUUUUUUUUUCAAUAAUAAAGUACAUCACAUUAGCUUUAAUUUAAGAUAAAUAUAAGUGUCAGACUUUCCGGAACACUUUCAAAAGUUAAGUUGAAAAAGUUCUACUUUUUAUAUGCAUUUUUCAGAUUUGAACCCUCCCUCCGUAUAUAGAGAAAUGAUCUGAUUUAAAAAAAAAAGUAUGUCGAAUGAAAGAUGUAUAUAAAUACUUCUCAUGAAAAAAUUGUAUUGAUUUAUUCAUUUCUGAAUAAGUUAUGGCAGUUUUAAGAAAAAAAAAAUUCAGAAAUUAGCGAUUUUUAAAUUUGUAAUUUUUUUGGAGAUUUCCCCCAUUUAUGGGGAACGAGGGAAAUUUUUUCAAUUUUUGAGGGUAAUGUCUUCGACUAGAUACGAUUUGUGAUCUUUUGACAUAAUGUUGAAAUAAAUCCGUUCAGUGAGAUCUGAGAAAAAGUUGUAAUAGACAAAAAAAAAAAAGUAAAACCAAUACCUUCUCAGCUUUGCAUCGAAGCUAAAAUGAACGAAUGUAAAUAAUUUUCCCCAUUCAUUUGAUAUAAAUACAAAAUUAUAAAACCUACAUUCCUUUGUAAUCACUACAUAAUGGAACAGAUCUAACUGACGACUCGUAUUACUUAAUAUCUAAGUAACGUUUUCUACUUAUUUUAAAAUUAAUUUUUACAUUAUAGGAGUAUAUUUAAAAUAUAUUAAUUUUUGCAAAUAUUAAAUAAAGAUUAUUAACAUAUUUUUUAAGUUUGAAGAUUGCUAUUUUAUAGAUAAGUUUUAAAUAAAACUUUUAUUUUAAAAAUUUGUUUUAAUUUUCAGUCAUUACGUUUCUAUAACAUUUUGAUGUGUUAUUAAAUUUUGCAUUUUUUUAUUGUAUCAAAUGUUAGUUCAUAUAAUAUAUAGAACGAAAUUAAACACAUGGAAAAGAAAUCGCGUACUGUUUCCAGGAAAUAACGUAAUCAUAUGGUGUUUAUUUCGUUCCUGUACAUAUAUUGAACUAAUAUUUGAUACAGUAAAAAAUUGCCAAGUUUAACAAAUAUCAAAAUAUUAUAGAAACAGCAACUGAAAAUUAAAUCAACUCUUUGGUAUCAAAAUUAAAAAUAUAGUCCUAUAAUAUAACAAUUUAAAAAAAGUUGAAAAUGUUACUUAAAUCAUAAGUUAGAUGAGUUGUCAGAUAGAUCUGUUCCAUUUAGGAUAGUCGGAACAAAACGAUGAAUUUUUUUGGAGUUAUUCAAAAAUCUAAAUUGUUAGUACAUCUUUAAUAGUCAUAAGAUUUACUUAAUUGCAAAUACAGUAAAGAAAGAUGCAUUCCAGCAGAAACUGUAGGCUUACGUUGCGUAUUGUAUUGAUUACGUUGCCAAGGUAACAAGUCAAUUAUAAGGUUCCAAUUUAUAAUGUUUAUUUCCAUGUAGUCAUUUUUAUAAUGGAAAAUUAUAAAAUAAUCGAAAGGAUAGGAGAAGGUACACAUGGACAAGUCGUAAAAGCAUUGCACAGACCUACAAGCAAAAUUGUGGCGUUAAAAUGUGUUAAUUCAAUGGAUAAAACAACGAAGAAUGUUCUACGUGAAAUUGAAUCGCUUAGAGCUUGUAAUUCAGAUUAUAUUAUAACCUUGACAGAGCACUUCUGCCAUUGCUUCAGCACUUAUUUGGUUUUGGAAUAUAUGGUGUCAGGACUGUCGGAAAUGUUGCUAGAUGAAUCUAUUAUUUUAAAUGAAUCUCAUUUGAAAUCUUACGCUAGAAUGCUUCUUAAUGGAACAGCUCACAUACAUUCAUUAAAAAUUAUUCAUAGGGAUUUAAAACCAUCUAACUUACUAAUAAGUUCAAAUGGAAUUCUCAAAAUAGCAGAUUUUAGUUUAAGUCGUUCACUAUUGGUUUCGGAAAACGAAAAUUCAAAAAAAAAUUGUUACACAAAUCAAGUGGCUACACGUCGAUAUCGUGCUCCAGAACUUUUAUUUGGCUCUACUAAUUACAAUCAAUCUAUCGACAUGUGGUCUGUUGGAUGUAUAAUCGCAGAAAUGUUUACUAAAACGCCAUUAUUUCCUGGAGACACUGAUUUGGAACAAAUUGCUAUGGUAGUUCAUUACUUGGGAACACCUAAUAAUAAUACAUGGCCAAAUAGAAAUGAAAUGCCAGAUUUCAAUAAACUUAAAUUUACACAAUGUAGUCCCAUCCCAAUGAAACAUCUAUUACCAGAUAUAAAUAAAAAUUUAGUGAAUUUAAUUGAAAGUUUAAUUAUGUAUGAUUCAUAUAAAAGACUUGAUGCGAGUGAGGCUUUAAAACAUAGUUACUUUUUUAAUGACCCAUUACCAUGUCUCAUUCAUAAAAUGCCUGUUCCGCCACAACAUCAAAGACUAAUGUCAUUAAGUAAUAAUCCUCUUUUACUGGGAAGUGUGGAACAAAAUUUCAAAAGUAUUUACAGAAUAUUACAAGAACUAUCGUAAACGAUCUCAAAUAUAACCAAGUUUACUUUGUGUAAGAUUUGUAUGUAACAAUAAGUAAAAAAAUAUAGCAGUUAGUAUCAUUA
This is a messenger RNA of Daktulosphaira vitifoliae (grape phylloxera), 3013 nucleotides long. RefSeq names its product cyclin-dependent kinase 20-like. Lineage: Eukaryota; Metazoa; Arthropoda; Insecta; Hemiptera; Phylloxeridae. The transcript is spliced from 5 exons. The coding region runs from base 1914 to 2930 and encodes 338 amino acids. Gene Ontology annotation, biological process: protein phosphorylation. The record is from RefSeq and is a predicted model, not a curated record. Gene Ontology annotation, cellular component: nucleus. Gene Ontology annotation, molecular function: cyclin-dependent protein serine/threonine kinase activity; ATP binding.